GCAGACGGUGCGUUGCUCUUGUACUGGUUGUCUAUAUGUAUGGUAUCUUUAGUAGCUUUCACCACCACCUCGGGCAGUUUCUUUGCAAUACAUGAUUAUCGGGCUUUUUCUCGCUGAAACAGAUUAGAAGGAAAGUUUUUUAACUUUUAAUUGCCCUCGUCUAAGUUGUGCGGGUGUAAAUGAGCAAUUUUUUGCCUUUUUAAAUCAUUUUUUUGAAAAUAAUCAACUCUUGGUAGAUUGACGUUUCUUGAAGUUUUCCGUAACAUUCCUGACAUAUUCGUUCACAUAUUUUGCAGGGUGUGACCUGCUUUAACCAAAUACGGCCUUGUUUCCUUGAAUAAUCGUAUCCUUCAUUCCUCCAAUUGGAUAUAUUCAACCAAAAAAAAAAAAAAUCAAUAUGACAACGCUGGGUCUACCCACGCAGAGCCCGGUAGUUCCGGGUGAUGAAGACAGCAACGAUUUUAUGUGGAUGUUUCUGAUGUGGAUAACUAGCAUCGCAAUUGCUUUGAUGCUUGUUUCACUCAUGGGUUCGCUUAUUUACUACCUAGGUCGAAGACGUAUCUUUCUUCGGCACGCUAUACCUGGUCAGCUGGACGAAGAGCUAAAUGUCGGUACCGAUGGUUCUGGCUUGGAAAUGUUGAGUGACGCUGACAAGGAACUUUAUUAUCGUACAAAAGAUUUUGAAAUGAAUAAUGCGUAUGACUACACCAGCGCUGAUGUGAGCCUUGCGCAGUAUUUCCAGGUGAAGGAAAAAGGCCUAAAUGCUUGGCAUUUCAACCCAAAUCCGGACUAUGGAUGUAUUGUUACGAACAAAACUGAACUGGACUUCACAGGUACUGAAGAAAGCUGCGUUACAACGAACCUGCCAAUUCCUAAAGCAAACCAAACCUAUUACUUCGAAGCAAAAAUUAUUGAACUGCCGAGAAACACGCUGAUUUCAAUUGGUGCUGCAACUAAGCCUUAUCCCCCUUUUAGAAUGCCUGGUUGGAGCAGUUGGUCUGCAGGGUAUGUAUCCAACGGAACUUUUCGUCUCAAUCAACCGCUCUUUGGCAGCGAUUCGGUUCCUAAGUAUGAACAAGGUGACAUUAUAGGUGUGGGCUACAAGCCGCAAAAUGCUAAGCUUUUCUUCACUCGAAACGGACAGCGUUGCUACGAAGUCACUUGCACAACUCGAAACCUGUAUCCGGUAAUCGGGUCAAAGGGAGCGUGUGAAGUUCAUGUAAACUUGGGACAAUACGGUUAUGUUUACCUUGAAGGAAAUGUUAAGAAAUGGCAGUUUGCCCCUCAAGUUGCAAGCCUUCCAGCACCUCCUUCUUAUGAUGCUGAUCAACCUUCUGUACAAAUUGGUUUUACCGACAGUUCGUCUCAACGCACUUUGCGUCCACACCAUCAUAGCCAACGUUCUCAGUCUAUUGACAGAUUACAGAAUAGCUAUAGCACAGACAUGAUGUCUUCGACAACAUCUUACUGGACGGCAUCCGUACCACUUAGUUCGUUCCAUGACGAAUCUAGUACCGUCCAUUAGUCGCCAACAAACCAGAGCUCUUUCACAUGCGGCUGUGUUUUCCUUCUUUCCCCAUCUUAAUCGUUAUGAUUUUUUCAACUUGAACGAAUUGGUCAGCAGUUAACGCUGUUCGCCUUUCAGUUCUCAUAUGUCUUUAUGCCUGUUAAUAAUAAACAUAAUUACUAAUGAAAAAUUCAGUCAUGUCGCUGUAUCAUUAUUAUCUUAUAUUACAUUAAAAUUAAGUUAAAUUCAUUAAGUACGUCCAGCGUAUAAAUAUAAAUUUGCAAAAGAAAUGAAAUAACUCUCGUAAAAUAAACUGCACGCAUCCUUAAA
Molecule: messenger RNA, 1837 nt
Organism: Schizosaccharomyces japonicus yFS275
Lineage: Eukaryota; Fungi; Ascomycota; Schizosaccharomycetes; Schizosaccharomycetales; Schizosaccharomycetaceae
Product: SPRY domain-containing protein
Exons: 1
Coding region: 398-1525 (375 amino acids)
Cellular component (GO): membrane
Source: RefSeq, a predicted model, not a curated record